Molecule: messenger RNA, 1146 nt
Organism: Olea europaea var. sylvestris
Lineage: Eukaryota; Viridiplantae; Streptophyta; Magnoliopsida; Lamiales; Oleaceae
Product: 14-3-3-like protein 16R
Exons: 4
Coding region: 95-865 (256 amino acids)
Biological process (GO): signal transduction
Cellular component (GO): cytoplasm
Source: RefSeq, a predicted model, not a curated record
AAAUUGCCCUUCGUGUUUCUCCCCACUCUCACUCUCUCCCUCUCUCUAGAAAAAAUAAAAAUAAAAAAUUCUCUCUGUAGAAAUCCCUUUCUCAAUGGCAUCCCCACGCGAGGAGAGCGUAUACAUGGCGAAGCUGGCCGAGCAGGCCGAGCGUUACGAAGAGAUGGUGGAGUUCAUGGAGAAAGUCGUCACUGCAUCGGAAGGCGGUGAGGAAUUGACGGUUGAGGAGCGUAACCUCCUCUCUGUGGCCUACAAGAACGUUAUUGGCGCUCGCCGAGCCUCCUGGAGGAUCAUAUCGUCGAUUGAACAAAAGGAGGAGAGCCGCGGCAACGAAAGCCACGUUUCAACCAUCAAAGGUUACAGAUCUAAGAUUGAAUCAGAGCUCUCCAGCAUCUGCGAUGGGAUUUUGAAACUUCUCGACUCAAAACUCAUCGGAUCCGCCUCCAGUGGUGAUUCGAAAGUCUUCUACUUGAAGAUGAAGGGUGAUUAUCACCGCUACUUGGCGGAGUUUAAGACUGGAGCCGAGCGGAAAGAAGCCGCCGAAAACACUCUCUCAGCUUACAAAUCAGCCCAGGACAUUGCAAGUGCUGAGCUUGCUCCAACACAUCCAAUCCGGCUUGGGCUAGCACUCAAUUUCUCAGUCUUUUACUAUGAGAUUUUGAAUUCUCCAGACCGCGCUUGUAAUCUUGCCAAACAGGCUUUUGAUGAAGCAAUUGCAGAGUUGGACACACUUGGAGAGGAGUCAUACAAGGAUAGCACGCUGAUCAUGCAGCUUCUCCGUGACAACCUCACUUUAUGGACUUCAGAUAUGCAGGACGAUGGUUCCGAGGAGGUCAAGGACGCACCCAAGCCGGAUAACGAGUAGUAAAAUUUUGUGCUUUUAGCAUUUGGGUGUUUUCCCAUUGGCAGUGUUGCUUCUUUUUUUCCUUUUUUUUUUCUUUUUUUUUUUUUAAAUUAAAAAUGCUGCUAGUAGCCAGUAUUCGUCUUUAUUGUCUAGUUGUUUUCUGAACUCCGACUCUAGAAGCUGAUAUUCACCACUUUGCCAUUUGUUCUUUCCGUUUCUCAGUUGGCUAAUGUCUGUGGCUCUGUGCCGAACUUAUUUCGCUAUAAUUUUAUCUACAUUGCGAAAGGAUUCCAUCGAUUCAA